UACGUAACGUAAUAAAAAUGUGCAAUACAAAGAAGCAUUGGAAAUAAGUGUAAAAAAAAAAAACAAGAAAUAACCAAAAAUACGAAAGGAUUAAUUUAUUAGGUCCAGCCAAGGAAGCAACGAAAUGUUACCGCAUAUAAGCGCCGACGAGGCACAGCCGUCUAUGUCGCGAAAGGUGUACAUCAAUCCCAAUUUUCAGCUGCAAGGUCAAACGGUGCAUCAGCUGCCGUUCCAAGUGCCCUUCCAGGCGUUCCAGACGCCAAUGCAGCCUCAGCCCGCGAUCCAUAUCAAUCCGCAUUUUCUGCAUCGCCAGCGGGCCAUGUACGACCAAUACCAGCGGGAGCAGCAGGAGCUGCUUAUGAUGCAACACGUUUCCGCCUCGCACUAUCGACUGGAUCCAACGAUACCCCUACUGGCCACUCCACCUCCUCCGCCAGCCAAGAUCAUCAGCAAAGUGAGCACGUGUCUCGUGCGCAAGCCAUUGGUGAAGGCGAUUGGUCCGGCGGUGAAGCUCGCUGCUUCAGUACCUGUGCCCACUGUUUCCAACCUGGUGCAGCCUCCAUUGGUAAGCAUUUCCAAGCGGAAGAUUGUGCGGCAAGGAGCAUUGAAAGCAGCGCCAGCGGCUGCUGCCCCCCAUCCUCCUCCACCUGCCAAGCGCACUAGGUACAAAUUAGUGCGUUCCUUAUCACUUACCUGCACACCGCUGGUCAAGAAGCGUCGUCCUCUUCGCGAGUUUGUGGGCCAGUACGCCCUGAGACGUACCAAUGAAGCGCAGCCCAACAGAAAACUGAGCUCCAAGCCCCAGGUUUUGAAGCUGGGCGUUAACAAAUCCCUGAGCAUGGUCAGCAUACACGGUGUGAUGUACAAGAAGAUAUCGAAGAACAAGAUAACCAAGCUGGAUGCCAGUUCCUCCGUUAGGGUAGCCAAAUCGGAGAGUCCCAGGACCUUGCAGCGGACCUUGUCCGGCAGAACGCUCUUCGUCAGCGGCAAUAAGUUCAUUCUAGAUCCUUCCGGCUGCCGCCUGACCAGAGUUCCAACCUCAUCAACUGGUGGUGCACAGAGUAGCAAUCGUAGCAUCCUGCGGCGCAUCGAUAUCGGCGGCCUCACCUACGUGGCUUCGCCAAAGGCACUGAAUGUCUUCGUACGCACCAGCAAUCACGUGUCGCGAGCUCAUUUAAUCACCGCCAAACAGAGAAGCCUGACAUUGCUCAACAAAUCCUUGGUGAAGACCAAUGUGCCUUGUGCCAUCUUCCAGAAGCUGGGCAAGUGCGUUGCCCACAAUCGUGGCAAGUGCCGCAAGCUGCACGACAAGCGACAGGUUGCCAUCUGUGUCAGCUUUCUGCGCGGCGAGUGCACCAAGCCCGAAUGCCUGCUGUCCCAUAAUGUCACGCUGGAGAAGAUGCCCGUCUGUCGGUACUAUUUGCGCGGUGUUUGCGUUCGCGAAGAUUGCCCUUACCUACACAAGAAGCUGAGCAGCAAGACCGAGAUUUGCAUUGACUUUGUGCGUGGCUACUGUCCGUUGGCUGCCGAGUGCAACAAACGUCACGAGUUUGCCUGUCCCGAGUUGGAGCGCAAGGGCAAGUGUGAGUUGCCCAGGUGCGUGUUCUGUAAGAAGUCGCCAUCAAUGCGGUUGGCCAAGGUCAAGUCGCGUCCCAAACUGGGUAGUAAACCUGUCGCCGUCGCGGAUGCCGCGAAAGAACCGUCUAUAGCGGAGGAGUUGCCCACCAGUUCACGGUACUUUGGGUCCCACAAGGAACCAGCGGAAGCAAUAUUGACUACAGAUGAGGUGGAAGAGAAACCUGAAGCGGAGGAUGAGGAUCAGACGGAAGCGGGUGCCCCUUGCCCUCGACGGCGUCCUCAACUGGGAACUCUACCCUCUUUUAUUCCCUUAGGUGGCGAAGAAGAGUUGUAAAGCUAUGCGAAUGCUAUGGACCCAACGUUUCAGGUACAAAUUAAUUCGGUUAAGUAUUGAUUUUAACGUUUAGUCUAAGAUUUAACUUUAGUAGCUUAGUUUCAAUUUUUAAUAAAAUAUUCAAAAA
This is a messenger RNA of Drosophila mauritiana, 2039 nucleotides long. RefSeq names its product zinc finger CCCH domain-containing protein 3 (gene ZC3H3). Gene Ontology annotation, cellular component: nucleus. Lineage: Eukaryota; Metazoa; Arthropoda; Insecta; Diptera; Drosophilidae. The coding region runs from base 125 to 1912 and encodes 595 amino acids. The record is from RefSeq and is a predicted model, not a curated record. Gene Ontology annotation, molecular function: metal ion binding. The transcript is spliced from 4 exons.